ACCACACCACCAAUUCACAAGCACCAUUCACCAUGGACAUGAUAGUGGCCUCCCGCAGAAGGGCUCUGGAGACACGGAGUAACCGCGCGCCGUCCUCCACUAUGCGCUCGUGGGCUAAAAGCAGUCCUCUGUCUUUCAAAAGAUCCACAAAUAUGGCCGCAUCCAGGGCUGCGUACAGCCCCGCCGUGCUCGCGUCUCCGGAAGGCUUCGAGCUGAGCGCGGCGCUCAGUGGAGAUCCGGUGCGCAGUAACGAGAAGGAGCAGCUCCAGGGGCUCAACGACCGCUUCGCCAGCUACAUCGACAAGGUUCGCUUCCUCGAGGAGCAAAACAAGCAGCUGGAGGCAGAGAUCCAAGCGCUGAAGCAGCAGAACUUUUCGCAGUCCCUGCAAAGCGAUGCGUACGACCGCGAGCUCCAAGACCUGCGCUGCGCCCUGGAACAGCUCCACAAAGAGAAGGCGCAGAUGCUGCUCGACACGGACCACGUGGAUGAGGAUCUGCAGCGGCUCCGGGAGCGCUACGAAGAUGAAGCCAGGCUCAGGGAGCACACGGAGGCUGCGAUCCGGGGCAUGAAGAAAAACAAGGACGACUCGCUUCUGAUGAAGCAGGAGUUGGAAAGGAAGGUCCAGGCGCUCGUGAACGAAAUGGACUUCUUGCGGCAGAACCACGGGGAGGAGAUCAGCGAGCUUCUGGCUCAGCUUCAAGCCGCGCAGGUACCGGUGGUGGAGAUGAGGGACCUCCAGAAGACCGACAUCACCUCUGCGCUCCGGGAGAUCCGCGCGCAACUGGACGGGCUCUCCUCCAAGAACCUCCAGCAGGCCGAAGAGGUGUUCAAGUGCCGCUAUGCCAUGCUGACGGACGCCUCGGAACACAACAAGGAUGCUAUGAAGUCUAUACGGGACGAGAUCGCAGACUACCGCCGUCAGAUCCAAGCCAAGAACAUUGAGCUGGAGGCUCUUCGUGGCACCAAAGAUUCAUUGGAAAGGCAGCUGCAUGAUUCAAGUAUUAAAUGUAGAAUUGAUUUAUUGCAUCUGCUUCAACAGGAAAUGAUUCACCAAUUGGAAAAUGAUCUGAAAGGAACAAAAUGGGAAAUGGCUCGUCAUCUUCGGGAAUAUCAAGAUCUGCUUAAUGUCAAGAUGGCACUGGAUGCUGAAAUAGCAGCUUACAGGAAAAUGCUGGAGGGUGAGGAGACGCGCUUCCGUACCGUCCCCGGACGUAUUUCAACCCCCGUGUUUGCCUACAGCCAGCCUAAAACCUCUAAGGUCAAACAUAAAAUAGUGGAGGAGAUCAUCCAGGAGACCAAAGGAGAGAGUGACCUUGACGAUGAUCUGGCAGAGGUGGCUAAAGAAGUGGCGGAAGAAGCUGGUGAGGGUGAAGAGGAGGAAAAGGAGGAAGAGAUUGUCACCGCCAGUGAGGCCAAAGUGAGUUCUGCUGCUCCUGAGGCUGAAGAAGAGGAAGAGGCAGAAGGAGGAGAAGAGGAAGAAACAGAAGCUGCUGAGGAGGAAGAGGAAGCAGAAGAGGGGGAAGAAGCGGAAGAAGGUGAGGAGGAAGAGGAACAACAAGUGGAAGUGAUCGAGGAGACAGAACUCUGUGGUGAUACAUCUCCAACAGCAGAGAAAGAAGGCAGCGAGAAAGACGAAGAAGAAAAGAAAGAGGAGGAGGAGGAGGAGGGUGGUGAAGAACAAGAGGCAGAGAGUAAAGAAGAAACCAAAGAUGAUGAGGAGGAGAAAGAAGAAGCUGAUGAAAAAGAGGAGACCAAAUCCGAAGGAGAUGAAGAGAAGAAAGAUGAGUCUGGAGGAGAGGAAACGAAGGCUGAUUCAGAGAAGAGUGACAACAAGAGCGAUUCAGAAGAAGACGAGAAGAAAUCAGCAGAAAAGGAGAAACCAGUAGAAGAAAAAGAAGAAGAAAAGGAAGAAGCCAGUCCGAAAGAAGAGGUCCAAACCAGAACAGUGGAAACCAUCACCAAUGGAGACAAGGAGAGCAAACCUGACACAGAGAAAGAGAAGAAGUCCGAGGAAAAGCCUCAGGAGAAAAAGAAAGUCACCAAGAAGGUGGAGAAAGUCAGUCUGCAGGCAAAGAAGGAAAUCAAAGGAAAAGACUGAUGCAAAUGACUUUGACAGGGAAUUAGUUAUAAUCAAUUGUUAGAAAUAAUUCUAUUUGAUGCAAAUGGCGUUUGAUGCAUCUAGCAAAAAUAAUUGCAUGCAUGGUAAUGACUGACUUGCAUGUGUGGUCUGGAGCCAUGCUGAGCCGUCGCGACUGAAACAGAAACUAUAACGCGUUUGAAUUAAUGUGCAAGUACAUUUAUGCUGCUAAUGACUCGAAUGGUGAGAGAUUUUACACGAAUGUGAAGUUCUUCAGCAGUUGUUUGGCAAUAAUGGUGCUAUAAUAUCAUCACUCGCAGGCGUACUUUGAGCUGUAACUCCAUU
Messenger RNA from Sinocyclocheilus anshuiensis, 2423 nucleotides. RefSeq names its product neurofilament medium polypeptide-like. Gene Ontology annotation, cellular component: axon; cytoplasm; intermediate filament. Bases 33 to 2099 code for a protein of 688 amino acids. NCBI's taxonomy places the organism in Eukaryota, Metazoa, Chordata, Actinopteri, Cypriniformes, Cyprinidae. The transcript is spliced from 3 exons. Gene Ontology annotation, biological process: neurofilament bundle assembly. The record is from RefSeq and is a predicted model, not a curated record. Gene Ontology annotation, molecular function: structural constituent of cytoskeleton.